CCGCCAGCGUCUCUGUCGUUCCUGAACAUGAUGGCGGCGCACGGGGAGAGGUUUAUUAGUGCACGGGCGGGAAACGGACUGCGCGCGGUCGGUGAGAUCAAAGCAGGAGCGGUGAUACAGCUCAAACACAUCAAAGGAGGCGACACUAAGAGCAGCGCGCCUUUUGCAUUCUGCAUCGCGAGGAAGUUCCUGCAGACCGCGUGCCACAACUGCGUCCGCACGGGGGAGAAACUUCUGCGAUGCUCUCAGUGUAAAACUGCCCGAUACUGCAGCGUCCAGUGCCAGAAAGAAGCGUGGCCGGAGCAUAAGAGCGAAUGUCCGUGUCUGAAGCGCGUCCACCCCCGCAUCCCCACCGACUCCGUCCGGCUCACCGCCAGGAUCAUCUUCAGGCUGCUGAGUGAUCCGGCGGCGGACGCCGAGGAGCUGUACUCCGUAGCUGAGCACCAGCCACAUCUGGAGGAUAAGAGUGAUGAGCAGAGAGAGGGGUUAGCUCACCUGUGCAGUACGCUGAUGCUCUACCUGGGCCAGGAGAACGCUGACCCAUCCCUGCCAAACGGACUGACCCCGAUCGGCCUGCUCGCACGGGUCACCUGUAACUGCUUCAGUAUCAGUAAUGGUGAGCUGCAGGAUGUUGGAGUGGGGCUCUACCCCAGCAUGUCUCUGCUGAACCAUGACUGUCGGCCGAACUGUGUGGUGGUGUUUCUGGGGAGGAGACUGCAGCUCCGAGCCGUACGGAACAUCCGGGCUAAUGAGGAGUUAACUAUCAGUUAUACAGAAGUGCUGGCGCCCCGUGUGGAGAGGAGGGCUCAGUUACAGCAGCAGUAUCACUUCCUGUGUCAGUGUCAGCGCUGCAGCAGAGAGGACACGCUCCUCCCCAACAAGAACCAUGACCAACAGGAGUGGGUAUCUUUGACAUCUACAGCAGACCACCGCUCUCUGGACCACUCAGGGCUCGAGAACAGACCACCGCUCUCUGAACCACUCAGGGCUCGAGAACAGACCACCGCUCUCUGGACCACUCAGGGCUUGAGAACAGACCACCGCUCUCUGGACCACUCAGGGUUCAAUCACAGCUUUUACACUCGGCCAAACAAACUGACCUCUCAGGACGGACAGCAGAGAAAGGCUGAGGACCGUGAGCUGUUGGCUGGUGAUGAUGCUGUGUGGACGAUUCUGAGAGAUAAACUCCCUCAGCUGGAGAAACUACAGGCUGAGAACCACUGGGAAGAACUCCUAAAGGAGAGCGAGGCGCUGAUAUCCACACACGCGAGCGCUGUUCCAGACACUAACGUCUACCUGCUGCGGCUGCUGGACAUGGCCAUGGACGCCUGCAUCAGUCUGGAUCAGUACGAGAAAGCGCUGGAGUUCGGGAAGAGGACGCUGGGACCGUAUCAGCUGCACUAUCCUGAUCCCCAUCCGUCCAGAGCCGUGGAGCUGCUCAGGGUUGGCAAGCUGCAGCAUUACCUGGGAAAACUGGAAGACGCUCAGAGCAACUUCAGACAGGCAUAUGAUGUGAUGAAGGUGACCCAUGGGACUGACCACUCACUGAUUAAUGAAGUGCAGAGAAAGUUGGAGGAGUGCCAGGCUGAGCUGGGGAGGGUCCAGUCCUCUUAGCGCUGCUGACCAGGACAGGACACUCCACAUUCCUCACAGUGCUGUUUCACACUUUCACACUUCACCUGUCCGUCAGCACCUGCUCAUGUUCUCCUGCACUCUCAGUUUCUAGGUGGCUUUGUUUACUUUGUUUGUCCUCUGACAGUAAAAAUAAAUGAGCCUGAAUUCUGAA
Messenger RNA from Colossoma macropomum (tambaqui), 1786 nucleotides. It is a transcript of the gene smyd3, whose product is annotated as SET and MYND domain containing 3. The coding region runs from base 28 to 1614 and encodes 528 amino acids. The transcript is spliced from 13 exons. Gene Ontology annotation, molecular function: protein binding. Lineage: Eukaryota; Metazoa; Chordata; Actinopteri; Characiformes; Serrasalmidae. The record is from RefSeq and is a predicted model, not a curated record. Gene Ontology annotation, cellular component: nucleus.